AUGUCGCAUGAGAACUUACGAGGAUUUACGUAUUCGUACGCGUCUGACCCGAGCCUUGACCAGUGGAUGCGCAGCCAACCGCUGAGCAUCCUCAAGCUCGACCCUGCUGACCGCAUCGUGCUCAAAAUCGCCGGUAUGGUGUUUCCACUGCAAGAAAAUCAAAAGAUCGCUGGCUUGAUAUUUUGUAGCCACAACAUGAUCAUCAUUUCAUCGCGAACGAGUAUCUUUCGAAAGUUCGCUCAGCACACGUAUUUCAUGUACUAUGUUCUCACCAUUUCGUAG
This is a messenger RNA of Soboliphyme baturini, 282 nucleotides long. Lineage: Eukaryota; Metazoa; Nematoda; Enoplea; Dioctophymatida; Soboliphymatidae. The record is from the annotation of a GenBank genome assembly.